Messenger RNA from Loa loa (African eye worm), 472 nucleotides. RefSeq lists its product as hypothetical. Bases 98 to 472 code for a protein of 124 amino acids. The transcript has 2 exons. The record is from RefSeq and is a predicted model, not a curated record. Lineage: Eukaryota; Metazoa; Nematoda; Chromadorea; Rhabditida; Onchocercidae.
GCUUUUACCGUCAUUAUUUCCAUUGCUAUACCUUGUACCAAUAGUUUUUUUUUCAAAAUCUGUAAUCGCUUUGAAAUGUUACUCGUGCUCUUAUUCAAUGCUUGAACUAACACCUGAAAACGAUGAUUACUUUUGCGCUAAUGAAUCAUUAAUUACAAUUAACCAUGAAUUGACGACACGUACUUGCGCAUCAUGGGAAAAAUUUUGCGUGACUACAGUGGAAACAUCAUUAAAAGCAUUCAGUGCUGUGAUACGAACUUGCAGUGACAUCUGUCGUGAACCUUGUGAAUCAGAUGGCUAUGGAACAGAUAUGGUUCGAUGUGAUGAAUGUUGUACUGAAGACUUCUGUAAUGGAAACUAUUCCGUUCGUCAUUAUAUUCAACUUAUGAAACAACAAUAUACUUCCUGGAUUGAACCAUUAGUGGGCGAGAAACAUUACAAUCGUAUCAAUAAUAUUACUUUUCCUUAUUAA